CAGGACUCAGCUCCAACACGUCUUGGCAGAUGGCAAUGGCACCAUCGACUUUGAGGAACUCUGCACCCUGGAGAUCAAAAUGAGCGGCGCGCGGCCGCGCGCAGAUCUCAUCGAUUAUCGCGACUACCUCACUGAGAGGCAGAUUUCGAAACUGGAAGGCGUUUUCCUUCGCUACGACCGCCGAAACACAGGCUACAUCGGCUUGGAAAACUUCUGCUCCAUCGUGGAGAGCCUCGCGCCCUGGACGGAGAAGACCCCCGUGGAGAAGCGCGCCACAAGGGCCGACUACGAAGACGCCUUGGCGGAGGUGGACCCUGGCUGUGUUGGGAGUAUCAACUUUCAUCAACUCUGUGCUGGCUUUGCGGUGCUUACCAAAGCUCGCAAGUUGAUCAACUACCGAGAGUAUUUGCAGCAAGAUGAAGUGGUGGAGUACCGACGCAUCUUCAAACACACCACGGAGAGGAAGGGCCAGAGCGGCCUCAGCAAGUCGGAUUUGGACAAAAUCCUGCGGCGCAUGGGGGCCAAACUCUCCAAAUUGCAACUGAAGGAGUUCUUUGAAUACUUCGAUACAGACGGAUCUGGUCUGAUGGAUCUGGAUGAGUUCUGUGUGAUGAUCGUGAGGGUGAGAGCUUUGACCAAGUUUAGGGAGAUUUCGCCCGAGACGUGCAGCGCGCGCGAGCUUUGGAAGAACGAACAGUUCACCGUGCAGGAGCUGCAACAAUCUGGUUUCAGGCUGCAGGACUUGAAAGAUGCGGGUGUACCCAUCUCGUUGCUGUACCAGGAGGGCGAUUACUCUGCCUUGGAGCUGCGAAAAGCGGGCUUCGGCGCCAAGGAGUUGAAACAAGGUGGUGUGCCGUUGAUGGACCUCCGUAGCGGUGGUUUCAGCCUCAUGGACCUCCGUCUUGCAGGAUUCUCGGCCGAGGCACUGGAAGGCAUCAACCGUCGUCUCCUGGGGUCCUUCUCGGCGGGGGAUUUGUCGCUGCUGCCGCGCAUGGCGCCAAAGCCCGUGAUUUCCAAGGGCUUUGCACUCAGCAGUGCCGGCUUCAUGGUCAUGAAGACCUUGGCUGCGAGCAAUGCAGGUGCAGCGGUGGUGCCACUGCCACCGCUUCAACGGCAGAUGACACCGAUGAUCCGUGAACACACCGAUUGGAGCUCGCCCUAUGCAGCCAUGCCUUCACCUCCCAAAGGGAGCGCCGUGAAAUCCGCCAGGAGCCGCCCGAGCAGCUCCAAGGGUUUUUUGUUGGAUUCCAACGGCAAAGUCCUGCUGUGACCGCGAAAAACGCGCUCGAUGUCAAUGUCCCAUGGGCUUCGGCACUGCGCGAUGAUCCAACAAAAUGGGUCCAGUUGGAGCUACCCAAGAGUGAAAAGAUCCUCCAUGUUUCGGGGAUCCAAACCUUGAUGUUUCGAUCCGGAUGAGGGAUUUGACCGAAUUUCAGCUGAAGUUGCUAACAUUG
Cladocopium goreaui is the source of this 1454-nucleotide messenger RNA. The record is from the annotation of a GenBank genome assembly. Lineage: Eukaryota; Dinophyceae; Suessiales; Symbiodiniaceae.